Zingiber officinale is the source of this 1461-nucleotide messenger RNA. Its product is annotated as protein PSK SIMULATOR 1-like. Gene Ontology annotation, biological process: positive regulation of growth. NCBI's taxonomy places the organism in Eukaryota, Viridiplantae, Streptophyta, Magnoliopsida, Zingiberales, Zingiberaceae. The transcript has a single exon. The record is from RefSeq and is a predicted model, not a curated record. Bases 1 to 1461 code for a protein of 486 amino acids.
AUGAGGAAGGGGAGGCCGGAGUCGCUGCUGGGACAGGUGGGGCGCCUCGCGCGAGGUCGCCGGCCGCGGAAGGGCUACGCCGGCGGGAGGGAGAAGCCUAACGCCGUCGGGAUUCUCGCCUUCGAGGUCUCCGUCCUCAUGUCGAAGGCCGCUCAACUCUGGCGCGCCCUAGAGGACGGCCGCCUCGCCUGCCUCCGCAAUGUCUCCCUCCGCCAGGAGGGCGUCCGCCGCCUCGUCUCCCACCAGGACGACGUGCUCGUUUCGCUCGUCCUUACGGAGAUCACCGACGCGCUCGCGUUCCUAGUCGGCGCCGUCUCCCGCCUCUCCCGGCGCUGCACCGACCCCCUGCUCCAGGGCUUCGACGCCGCGUAUGCCGAUCUCGUAAAGAACGGCGCCGACCCUUUCGGCUUCGAGUACGCCGGGCGGAAGAUGGAGCGCAAGGUGAAGAAGAUGGAGCGGUUCGUGUUGGUCGGCGUCUGCCUGCACCGGGAGCUCCAGACCAUGUCGGAACUGAAGCAGAAUCUGCGGCUGACGGUGGCCAACCCCGACGCCUGCCGCCGCCUCCACCCCGGAGCCGUCGCCGAACUCAAGAACAAAGUCCUGUGGCAGAAGCAGCAGGUGAAGCUCCUUCGCGACGACUCGCUUUGGGUUCGUACCUUCGACUACGUCACUCGCUUGCUGUGCCGCUCUCUGUUCUCCAUCGUCAGCCGGAUCAGGCACGCGUUCAGCGGCCAGCUGGAAGCAGAGGAAUCCUCUACCUCCGGCCUUCCAGUUUCAUUACGCUCGCCGGUUGCAACGGCGGAUCAGGUCUUCGCCGGCCAGUGUUUCCCCGUUCCCGGCAGAGGGAGCUCGCUUCCUCCCCCCUGGAGCAUCAAAAUCCUCUCGUCGACAUUGGAGCCGAGGCUCGGGCUGCCAAAUGCUCCUCCGGCAACCGUCGGCGCCGCGGCCCUCGCACCGCAUUUCGCCCGCGUCAUCCUCGCGAUCCAGAAGCACGCUGCGUCGCCAUGUCUGAUCGACCCCUACGAGAGAGACGAGCUCUACAGCAUGCUGACCUCGAGCAUGAAAACCUCGCUGCGAGUCAGCCUAAAGCCAAAAGCUAAAUCCCCGACUCCGCUCGAUCCGGACAUGGCGGCGGAGCGGAGGGCAGCGAUGGACAGGACACUAGAGUGGCUGGCGCCGCUGGCGAAAAACACCGUCAAAUGGCACCAGGAGCGGAACUUCGAGAAAGAGAGCUUGGUCCCCAGCUACAAUGUCUACCUGGUACAGACGCUCUACUUCGCGAACCAGAGGAAGACGGAGGAAGCCAUCGUCGAGCUGCUCGUCGGCUUGGACUUCUUGUGGAGAUACGGAAGGGAAGUCAACGAGAGAGCUGUGGCAGUGUGCUCGCGCCGACGGAAGAAAUCAAGCUUCAAGAUCGCCGGAAAACAAGAUGACCGCCUGCCCCUUCUUGAUUGUUCAUAA